This is a messenger RNA of Plutella xylostella (diamondback moth), 1250 nucleotides long. It is a transcript of the gene Ubx, whose product is annotated as ultrabithorax. The record is from RefSeq and is marked provisional. Lineage: Eukaryota; Metazoa; Arthropoda; Insecta; Lepidoptera; Plutellidae. Gene Ontology annotation, cellular component: nucleus. Gene Ontology annotation, molecular function: RNA polymerase II cis-regulatory region sequence-specific DNA binding; DNA-binding transcription factor activity, RNA polymerase II-specific. Gene Ontology annotation, biological process: anterior/posterior pattern specification; negative regulation of transcription by RNA polymerase II.
ACCGACCGGCGCUUCACACUUAAAAACUCGUAAAACCCACGGCACGCGCUGCCGACUCGUAAAAUAAUCGUAAAAAGUAAACACACAUUGGCCGCUCUUUAUCGCCCAUUAUGACGCUCGAGUGACGUUUAAGAGGCAAUAAAAUUAUCGAAAUUAAUUCCCCCGUAAGUGACAUUGGCGGAGGUCGCGUUAUCACGUCGCGGGCCGCGAUGACAUAAGCGGAGCUCCGCUCGACCGUUGCCAGUGACGUAGUGAGUGACUGUUGACAAUGAACUCGUACUUCGAGCAGGGUGGUUUCUACGGGGCCCAUGGGGUGCACCAGGGCGGCGGGGGCGGGGACCAGUACCGGGGGUUCCCGCUGGGGCUGACGUACGCCCAGCCUCACGGGCUGCACCAGGCGCGGCCGCAGGAUUCGCCUUACGACGCGUCGGUGGCAGCGGCUUGUAAGCUGUAUGCGGGAGAGCAGCAGUACGCGAAGGCUGAUUGUUCGAAGGGUGGUGGCGAGCAGCAGAACGGUUAUGGAGGGAAGGAGGGUUGGGGGGCAGGGUUAGGGGCGCUGGUGCGUCCGGCCGCGUGCACUCCGGAGGCGCGGUACAGCGAGUCCUCCAGCCCGGGCCGCGCGCUGCCGUGGGGCAACCAGUGCGCGCUGCCGGGCGCCGCCGCCGCCGCGCAGCCCGUGCAGCACCAGCCCACCAACCACACCUUCUACCCUUGGAUGGCCAUAGCAGGAGCAAAUGGCUUACGGAGGCGAGGGAGGCAGACCUACACGAGAUAUCAAACGCUAGAGCUGGAGAAGGAGUUCCACACGAAUCACUACCUCACGCGGAGGAGACGCAUAGAAAUGGCGCACGCUCUCUGCCUCACGGAACGACAGAUCAAAAUCUGGUUCCAGAACCGGCGGAUGAAGUUAAAGAAAGAGAUCCAAGCUAUAAAGGAGCUAAACGAGCAGGAGAAACAAGCGCAGGCGCAGAAGGCGGCGGCGGCGGCGGCGGCGGCGGCCGCGGCGCAGGGCCACCCCGAGCACUAGGCCCGUUGCCGCCCCCGCUCACACUCAGUGAUAGCUAAUUCAAUACACAAACCGCCGAACAGUCGAUGCUCUAUUUGUGUUUUGUAAAUUGUUUGUAAUUAUUUCGUUAUCUAAGUGUUGUUCGGUUGUUGUGAUUAUUUUUAUAAUUUUAGUAUAAUUUUAAUGUUUUCCAAUUGAUUGUUUGCAAACUCGAGAAGGAACAAUAAAUGAUGGUUAAAAGCUA